AGUGUGUCUGGAAGGGUCAGCUGGGGUGGGUUGGGCGGUGCAUCAACCCACCGGAGGGUACAUGUGAAGAAGGGGUGUGGGCUUCCCGGGCUUUCCUCCCUCUGGGCCCCCGAGGUCAUGGCCCUGCAGAGAGGGCCACUCCUGCUGCUCACCCUCAGCCUGGGCCUGGCCAGUGCCCAGAAGACUCUAGAAGAAGUGCCGGUGCAGCCAGGCUUUGAUGCCCAGAAGGUGGAGGGGCGCUGGCUGACCAUCCAGCUGGCCACCAGCGACACACUCCUGGUCUCCCCAGAAGACCCCUUGAGGCUCGCUCUCCAUUCCAUUCGGACCUGGAACAGGGACCUGGAGUUUGUCUUGUUCUGGACAGGAAAGGGGGUGUGCAAAGGACUCAAUGUCACCGUCCACCCAACUGGGCCCCACGGCCAGUACCAGGGCUUCUUCGAGGGAGGUGGCCGCAUGUUCGUCCGCUUCGUCAGCACUGACUACAGCAGCCUCAUUCUUUAUGUCCGGUUCGAGGACGGCGGUGAGGUCACCAGCCUGUGGGCGCUGCUAGCCAGAAGAGUGCUCAGGGACCCCAAGUGGCUGGGGAGAUACCAGGGGUACGUCAGGGAAUUCCAGCUGCAGGAAGCCCCAGUCUUCAACCUGGAUGCCCGGUGCUCCCCACCCGCAGCCUAUGCCAGGGCCGGUUCCUGAGUCUUCCUGCCGGGGGCCCCCCUGCCACGCGGCCCUCGCUUCCCUGCCUGCUCCCUCCCUCCCACUCACCCAGGUAUCUUCCCACCCCCUCUGCUACCCAAGGACAUCCUUCCAGACUGGCCAUGCCCACCCUCUCUUUGUCCCUUUCCUUGCCUCUCCCUCACUGGGUUACCAGGUCCUGCCAGCCAAAAACUAAGAGGCCCACGGCCUCCCCCAGCCUGGGCAUGGACCUGAGAACACUGUGGGUGGUGACGAGGGGGCAGGUGGCCUGGAGCUCCCAGCCACAGUGGGCACAGCAUUACAGUCCAGCAGAUGGAGCCACAUGAAGUGUCCUUCAGGGAAGGUGACCCUGCGAGCGGCUGGGCUGGCAUCCUCUGACCUGCCUCCACCUGGGUCCUGCUCUGGGGCAGUCCCCGCCCUGGUCACAGGGGCGUUAAGUGACCA
This is a messenger RNA of Rhinolophus ferrumequinum (greater horseshoe bat), 1134 nucleotides long. Its product is annotated as lipocalin. NCBI's taxonomy places the organism in Eukaryota, Metazoa, Chordata, Mammalia, Chiroptera, Rhinolophidae. The transcript has 6 exons. Bases 118 to 690 code for a protein of 190 amino acids. Gene Ontology annotation, molecular function: small molecule binding. The record is from RefSeq and is a predicted model, not a curated record.